ACACGUGAAUCCUCAAAACGCCCCAAUACUUGACGCACUAACUAAAUCCCAUUAGAGUUAAGCGCGGCUUGGGCAGCACAUGAUGCUUUGCGAAAAUUAAUUUCUUCAACUAUAGUUUUUGGAAUUUGAAUGUGCAAGCUAUGUGCUUCAUGUUAAACUCGCUAAUUUUCAUAAUCUUUUGCUUUGACUAACAUAUUGAAUAUCUGUGUCGUUUUAUUUCAAACCCAGCAAUGACUUGGGUGAAUGGAAAUUUACAAAUUUACAAUACCUUCGCGUCUUUAGUUAGACGAAAUGGAGAUGUAAUGACUGUGAACUCCGACUGUCUAGACACAUUAGAAGAGAUCAACCAAGAACUGAGUACCGAAGAUGCAAAUCUGAGAACCUUCAGAAGGGCGAUUGGCUUCAGCAAAAACAUACAAAACGACCUGAUCCCCUUACUUAUUCACCUUAAAGAGAACAAGAACGUAACAAACUCCAACCAAAUAGUCAACUGUACUAUAAAGCUUCUCGUCAACCUGACCAUACCCACAGAGUAUCUGCUGCCUCUGGAGAUGAUGGGAGGUAGCGAUGUGGGCAAGCAUAGCAUCUUCGAACUCAACAGCCUCCUCAGGGCCAGUAAAGAGUCAUUUUCGGACAGUCGCAGUACCAAGGCUGUGUUGGACCACAUCAAACAGAUCAUAGAAUGUGACAGUCCUUUGACUUUGGAGCAAUGCGAUAGUAUUAAUAAUUGUUUGUUGUUGUUGAGGAAUAUUUUGCAUGUACCCGAAAUGAGCGUUCCUGGUAACCAUUCCACCCUGCAGAACCAAAUAGUGUGGAAUUUAUUUACUCAGAGUGUGGAUAAGAUCAUUAUUUUUUUGAUCACUUGCCCGGAAAAGAUCUUCUGGAGCGUUACCAUGGUGCAACUAAUAGCUAUGCUAUACAAAGAUCAACACGUUGGGACACUACAGAAGCUGCUAAAUCUCUGGCUGGAAGCUUCACUGAGCGAAAGUUCAGAAGAUAAUGAGAGCAACACCUCUGCGCCCUUUCAAGGUAGUGUCGAUUCAUCACCCUUUGCAACCUCUGAACCCAACUCCGAUAGCAGCGAUACGGGGGGUGGUAUCGAUCUCACUGAUAGUGGCCGAAAUAUAAUGAAGGAAACGAGAACUGCACUGAGCAGGAAUAAAACCAUGUCCGAAAUAAACAGGGUUCACUCCAUAGAAACAGAGGCUAGUUCUAGCAGUGGUAUAUCGUCGAUGGUCAGCCAAUCUAGUACCAAUAAGUCAUUAUCUUCUCUUCCCACUGACGUGUCUAUCAAUUCAAAAAAACGGGAAUGUCCAUCUUCCACUAGUGAAAUAUCCGAUUGUGGAUACGCAACCCAGGCUGAAAACCAAGAGAUCUUUUCAACAUCAAGUAAUGAUGAUGAUCAGCCGAGCCACAAACCAGUACAUCAAAAACCACAUGCUUUUCAGAAGACGAGAUACAGUUCUGCUAAAAAAACAACAACAGCACAAGAGAAUAAAGAACUCAGACGCAAGAAGCUCGUUAAGCGUAGCAAAACGAACAUUAUAAACGUAAAGGGCCUAAUGCAUCAUCUCCCGACCGAUGAAGACAUUUCUAACGUCCUGAAAGAAUUCACAGUGGAUUUCCUGCUGAAGGGUUACGGCAUCCUGGUCAAGGAUCUCCACACUCAGCUUUUGACGAACAUCCACAUACAGAUAGACACCUCGCAUUUCUUCUGGCUAGUAACGUAUUUCUUGAAAUUCGCAACUCAACUUGAAUUAGAUCUGGAGCAUCUGGUUCCAGUGUUAUCUUACGAUUUGUUGUCGUACCUGGUGUUCCAAGGAGUUUGGGCCCUGGAAGAGUUCGAGCUGAAGAUGAGGCUUGUCUACGUGGACUUAAAACCGUGCCUGAGGAGGCUACAUUUGGUUGUAACAGCAAUUAGAGAGUUUCUGCAGGCAGUCGACACCUACAAAAAGAUAAUCCAAUUGAACGAAGAAGACAAGGAUAAUCUCUUCAGCUUACAGUGCAAAAUUGUAGGAACACAGGAGAUUGGAUGUCUGUUUCUUCUCUUAUUGCGUCAUUAUAAUAGUAAAUUACAAAGCAGACAGUAUUUACAAGAUGUGAUACUGACGAAUCAUAUUUAUCUCUUAUUUUUGGACAACGUUUCCAAGAUAAAGUACGUCCAACCAAAGUUAAGUUUGAUGGAGCAUCUCAAAAAAUUUGCAGCUGUGGAAAUAAUGUGCCAGUACGGAAUUCUUUUGGAGAAUUUCAAAGAAAACGGAGAAUUCAUCAACAACUGCAUCUUCACAAUGAUGCAUCACGUAGGCGGAGAUCUAGGCAAUGUUUCUAUCUUAUUUCAGCCGAACAUACUCAAGACGUUUUCGCAAAUUUGGGAGACCGAUUUCGAUCUUUGUGAAGACUGGGCAGAUCUAAUCGAAUACGUUAUUCACAAAUUCAUAAACACGCCAAGAAAGAGUCACUGCCUUUCUGGUGCAAACUUAGAAAGUACUUCAGAUACCGAUUCUUCUGAAAGCUCAGAGAAAUCUGAUUUCAGGUGUAUCGGGAAAGGGAAAAAUAAACAUCGAACCAAAAAAAAACUGGAAGCAAUCGAUGAGAUAUCUGAGAAGAACAGCGAGAACGACAUGAAUCAUUGGACGCAACUUUCGAUAAUCAAGGACUUGCUCUUACAGAACGUCAUCAGUGAAGAGCAAUACAAGGAUUUUACUAAGAACGAACAGCCUGAGAAGGUCAAACCCGAAAAUGAAAUAAAAAAUGAGCAGAACAACGCAGGUGAAUUAGUGGAUAAAGAAGUGGAAGCUUUAAGAAGUUAUCUAAUCAAAGAGGGCAGAGAAAAGUAUUUGUUGUGGUUACAAGAAGUCCUCUUAGAACUUUGCUACGCCAAACUCUUACUAGAAAAUCCUGAAAAAUUUGGAAAGGGGAGUCCACCUGUAGAACCUACAGUAUACUACAAUUCUUUGUUGAACCUUCCUUUGCCUUUCAUAAGCUGGACAACGGAACAAAGUGUGGCAUUAAGAUUUCCACCUUUCGUCGUGUUGAUGCAUAAACUGGGACUUUAUUUACCGGCUCAUACAGGGAAGUUGUUUGUGAGGAUACCAAACUUUUGGACGGCAGGAGUGAUAUAUGGAAAAGCUCAGUUGUUGGGUCCUAUAAGUAGAGAGAAAAUCAAAUUUGACGUUGCGUUGCUCGAAGAAGACAACAAAGAUGAAGGAGCACGUCCCAGUAAGUUGGAGGAAAAUGAUACCAAGGACCACGCCAAAUUUUUUUACGACUCAAAGGAAACACCUUAUCUAUUCCGAUAUACACCCGUUCCAAAUUCAACAGGAUUGCUUCCCACAUUUUGCCAAGAUUCUGGAUUCGCAAAUAGCAUUAGCAGAAUCAACGAACUGAAGAUCGUUAUCCCCGAGCAAGAUCAAUUAUGUAACUUACCUUUACCUCAGAUGGAAACCCUCAAUACGAGACUGCUUUCCAUUAUCGACUGUCCAGUUUCAAGCCAAGAACUAGAUCGUAGCAGUAUUUGCGAGACAGCCUCUUCUGGUAUUACCGGUGGAAUGUGCGUUAGCGACGAAGACAACGCAACAGUCUUGUCUGUUGAGCAGAAGUUUGACUAA
Coccinella septempunctata (seven-spotted ladybird) is the source of this 3608-nucleotide messenger RNA. RefSeq names its product protein timeless (gene tim). Bases 231 to 3608 code for a protein of 1125 amino acids. The record is from RefSeq and is a predicted model, not a curated record. Lineage: Eukaryota; Metazoa; Arthropoda; Insecta; Coleoptera; Coccinellidae. The transcript is spliced from 14 exons. Gene Ontology annotation, biological process: DNA replication checkpoint signaling; DNA repair; replication fork arrest. Gene Ontology annotation, cellular component: replication fork protection complex. Gene Ontology annotation, molecular function: DNA binding.